Messenger RNA from Cricetulus griseus (Chinese hamster), 3164 nucleotides. The record is from RefSeq and is a predicted model, not a curated record. Lineage: Eukaryota; Metazoa; Chordata; Mammalia; Rodentia; Cricetidae.
CCCUACCCACCCAACUUUACAAUCUUUUUCUCUCUCUAAAGAACAAAAAAGAAAAGAAAAGAAAGGGAAAAACCAGCUGGGCAGCGGUAGUGUAUGCCUUUAAUCCUGGCAGAGGUGAGAGUGGUGUACACAUAGAGUUCCAGGUCAGGCUCCAAUGCUACAUGGAGAUGCCAUGUCUCAAAAAAACAAAGGGAAAAACCCACAAAAAUAAAAAAGCAGAUACCAAAAUAUACAAGCAAAACACUAAUAAGUCAAAAACAUGUCCAAACAAAGCAAAACUAAAGUAUGAAAAUAGCAUUGAGUUUGUGUUGUCCAACUUCUCCUGGACAUGGUGCCUGCUGUGACGCGUGGUGAAUUUACCCAGUGAGACUCCACUGGGAGAACUGCUUUUCCCUUUGCCAUCGGCUGUCAGUUGCAGAUAGCUUCUUAGUUAGUGGUGGACUUCCAUCCACCUUGAACCUGUACAGGUCAUGCGUACGUUGCCAGUCUCUCUGAGUUCGUAUGUGCAUUAAUCUUGCUGUGUCUGGAGGACUCUGUUCCUUAGAGCUGUCCAUCACCUCUGGUUCUUACAGUCUUUCUUCCUCCUUUCCCACAUCGAUCCCUGAGCCUUGAGGGGAGGGGUUGAUGAGGACAUCCCAUUUAGGACUGAGUGUUCCAAAGUCUCACUCUGCACAUUGUCCAGUUGUGGGUCUGUUAGUUCCCACCUAUUACAGGAAGAAGCUUCUCUGAUGAUGGCUGAGUGAGGCACUGAUCUGCAUCUCAGCCUGGUGUAGCCACUGGGGGUCUUUGAGUAGAAAAUGUUUGAGUAUGGGCAGCUGACACAAAGGAAUGGAGAUGGGCUAGAAGAGAAGGCCCCAGAAUGACUUUGAGAGUGAUGACUGGUUCAAGUAAAGGAAACCUACAGAAAGCAUCCCCAUGCGGUUUGCAGCAGAAGAUGCAGGUUUCUGUGACAACUGAAGAGGUGACUGGGUGUUCCCCCGAGCAACAGGAAGGCAGCCCCGAAGACUGGCAGAAGGAACUCUGCAAGCAUGUAGUAAAAGAGACCCAUGAGGUGCUAGGCUCUCUGGGAACAGGCCAGCUGGAAUCUGCCCCGAGUGUUCUUCCCUGGAUCAAACAAGAGGAAGAAGCAUACGAGAAGAACCUUCGGGAGACAACCCAUGCAUAUCUAUGCUCAGCAGAAACCUGGCUAGCUAACAAGAACAGGAACCUGGAAGGAGAGUCUGUGGUACAGGAGCCAGCCUGGGCAACUGAAGGGAGACCCCACAAAGAGGACCUUGAGAGAAGAACCUGUGGGGAUCUGCUCCCUGUCUUCAAAGAGAAAGAGGUGUCUUCCCUCCCCCAAGGCUCUCAGAGUCAACCUGAGUCAACUGAGGCCACUGACAAUGGCCCGAACUUCAUUGUCAAAGAGCUCAGCACUGAGCACGAGCACCCACACCAUGGAUCUCAGCCCUUUGCCAGUCUCCAGUGCCCCCAGAGUGCCACACAGCAGGUCACUCUUACCAGGAACCGUUGUGCACCCACAGCCCCUCGUGCCUACACCUGUGUCCAGUGUGGCAAGAGCUUUGUCCACCAGUCAACACUUACCACACACUACCGCACACACACCGGAGAGAAGCCUUACAAAUGUGCUGAGUGUGAGAAGCGAUUUGGCCGCCUGUCCACACUGCUGGAGCACCAGCGCACCCACACUGGAGAGCGGCCCUUCCCAUGUGCACAGUGUGGCCGCCGUUUCGGGCGCCUGUCCACACUGGUGGAACAUAGGCGCACACACACGGGUGAGAAACCAUUUCCAUGCACCCAGUGUGACAAGCGUUUCACACGCCUGGCCAACUUGACAGUGCACCAGAGUGUGCAUUCAGGUGAGCACGCUUUCCAGUGUACCCAGUGUGGCUCAUGCUUCACGCACAAGCCCAGUUUCCUACGACAUCUACGCAGCCACUCUCAGGAGAAGCGCUUUACCUGUGGCCAGUGUGGCAAGAGCUUCACCUGUCGCUCCUGGCUGGUGCGCCACCAGGGUAGUCACGCCCGCUCAGCCUCCUCUGCUUAUGUGGCUUGUGAGAAGAGCUCACCAAGCUGUGAGUCAUCUGCAAGUCUCCUUAAAGGUGCAGCCAGGGGAAAGUUUUCCAGUGAGCCUUCUGCCUCACUCAGAUCCAAGGACAAUAAGACCAGUCAGGACCACAAGGCAUAUGGCAGAGGUCAGCAGCUCAGUGACCAUGGCCAGGAAGGUCUGAUGGGGUCUCUGCAUAGUUGUCUGUCUGUAAAGAUGGAGAAUGCAGGUUAGCACCCAGAGAAUUCCCUAGUGAGGCCACACGAGGCUUCUGGGUCCCUUUGAUCCAAGCUGUCUCUCCUAAGGUGCACUUUCUUGGUUCAGAUGUGUGGUACCUGCCAUCUGCUAGACUUCCCAGGGAAAGGUUUUCUCCCGUGGACUGCAGGUGCUAAGUGGCCCUGAGAUUCUUACUGCAGGGAAUGUUCCUCCACCAUAAGUUGUUGCAGAAACAGAGUUGAAGGGAAGAAUGAAACAUGAGUGUAUCUGCCAGCAGCAGCAGAGUCCUCUGAGAUCCUGGUGGCUCCUAUCACCAUCUCAGCAGUUUAGGAAGCAACAUGGGCUUUUCACCCUUCAAAGUGGCUGGCCAGUUAGGAAUGCUACAAUUUUGAAAAGUUGAGUUACUCUGCUUCUGUCUGAGCAACUCAAGCUAAUUUCCAAGAUUUCCCUAGGACAGGGCUGGGAAUGCGACUGAACCGAGUGUUCAUCUAGCAGGCAUGGAUGCAGUCGUGGUUAGAUCCCCAGCAUCAAAUUAUACUGGCCAUGGUGGUCAUGUACAUACCUGUAAUCCUGGCAUUCCUGUUGAUGCAAGAGGAUCAGAAGUUCAAGGUCAGUUUGGCUACAUGUGUCCCUGUUUACAUAAAAUACCCUUUGGGAGUUCAAAGCUCUAAUAGAUGCCAACUCCCCCAUCUCUCUCAUCAUCCAAUAACUGCAUGCACAUUCCCAAGGACUCUCACUGGAGGGGCUGGGACUCUGUGUCCCCACUUUGGAGGAAUGUGGAUAGACAGAGCUGUGCUGCUUGCUGUGCCCUCUGGGCUGUGUCUGCAUCUGGGAGUGGUUUUUACUGAAAAUCUGGGAUUUCCCAUACUCAAAACCUAUAAAUAAAGGUAUUUAUGAAGCA